Molecule: messenger RNA, 1086 nt
Organism: Metarhizium brunneum ARSEF 3297
Lineage: Eukaryota; Fungi; Ascomycota; Sordariomycetes; Hypocreales; Clavicipitaceae
Source: RefSeq, a predicted model, not a curated record
AUGGCCAGCUUCGCCAGGUCCUUCAAGCCGCCAUCGGCACUCCUAUCGCCCCGUCGACGUCCAGGAAUGCCCGGUCGCACCUUGUCCAACUCGUCCGACCUGUCCUUGACCCCGAGUGCCGCCGCGGCACACCAGACGGACUACUUUGUCGACCAGCCGGUAGCAUCGGCACCGAGUUCGCCAUUCAUGUCUCCUGCUCCUGGGGCCGUGGCAGCAGACGGAGCACAAUCUACCAAAGGCAGUCCCGACUUGUCUGUUGGCUCUUCUCGAUCAAACAGCAAUCCCAUCGCUAUUGAACUUCCCAAGCUGAGGAAAUACAAUACUUCUGGCUCAGCUGGCACACCUCCGGAGCCCCUGUCUGCUCGUGGUGAUCUUCCAGGGGGUUACUUUCCCAUGCACGAGGACCCCAAGAGCAGAAUCCAUCGUCCACACCCAUUUUUUCAUGACGCUCCGCUUUCUCGACCUCAGCGAACCUCUGACUCAAUCACUAUGCAAGCCGAGCGAGCUAGGACCUCUCACACAGCCAUGUCGUCGUCCAUGGCCAACACAAGCACACCAGUAUCAUCUUAUAUUGCCCCGGGAUUCCACGACGCUCCUGUGCCGAUGGGUAAAUACUACCCGUCAAACUAUGAGCAACAACACCCGCAGUCCGAUUCAGAUGGCCCGCAACCGGCACCUAUUUCCGAUAUGGCUUCAUCCUCUGUCAAGUCAAACUCUGAUCUCCCGCAACGUAGGCCCGACCCAAUUCGAGGCGAUAACCCUCAACUGGAAAUGCGUCGCAAGAUGCAACAGUAUCAACGGGACAUGAUUGCGCAGGCCACCAUGGUGCUGGGUGCGUCUACCAAGACAGGAAACGGCGUGUCCCUCAACGGACUGCCAGCAAAGGAUAUUUGGCUGUCAGGGCCAGCUUCACAGAAGCCUCUUUCACCAAGGCUUCACCCUCUGGGUAGUCCUGGGCCCGUCACACCCAUGGAGCUCGAGGCGAGCAGCAGUGGUUAUGUAGACAGAGGGAUAAAAUCGCACUCGCCGCUGUCUAAAGACGGCCUCACUCCACCUGGUCCAAGGCACUCGGCAAAUUCGCUAUGA